Aedes aegypti (yellow fever mosquito) is the source of this 1027-nucleotide messenger RNA. RefSeq lists its product as uncharacterized. Lineage: Eukaryota; Metazoa; Arthropoda; Insecta; Diptera; Culicidae. The transcript is spliced from 2 exons. The record is from RefSeq and is a predicted model, not a curated record. The coding region runs from base 427 to 894 and encodes 155 amino acids.
GCUAGCAAUCAGUUUAUAUCUGGCUGAGUAGCAAAUUUAACGAUGAAGCUUUUGGUGACAGCUUUUUGUGUUCUCGGAGUCCUGGCCGGUGGAGUUUUCUCAAUGUACUCGUCCGUAACCAUCGGAAGAGAUGGUCUGAACUCACUGUCCACGACCAUUAAAAGCAUCGAAAGCGUUAUGACAUCUUACUUCAAGAACCUCAACGCUGCCCGGAGCAAGAUUAUGUCAUCGAUUAAUAAGCUGCAAUUGCAAGUCAACACAACCUACAAAUCGAUGAACGAUUCUUUCGGCACUACCCAACAAAACAUGGCGAAUGUUAUGUCCAGAUUAAAAUUCGCUCACACAGACAUGUCCUUAUGGUGAACGGUAUUAUAACUAUCUAAUUCAUGUAGAUUUGUCCUUUCUGAACGAGAAUUAGUGGAGACCAUGAAUCGGAUCAUAUAUAACCACUAUAGUCAUGGAAUCUCGUAUUCCUUCCAACAAAAUGCUGAGGAUUGUGCGGACCAGUUUUCCAGUAUGGCCACCUCCCUACCGAACCAGUUGACCAAGUUCGGAACGUGCCUUAAGACGUCUGUGGAUAUGGUGCCAACCAUAGUGGCCCCCGUGCAGGAAAUCUUCGAACUGGUGAGGAAGGAUUUCAUUUCCUUGAACAAGCAACUGAAUAUUUGUGCUGGCAGCUCUAUCAACUGCAUCACCCAGUACUUCAUGACCAUCGAUAUGGAGCUGAACAGUAUAAUGUCAGGAAUUACCAUGGCAGGAAGCAUGUUAACCUAUCACCUGAGCGAUUCGAGAGAACGCAACAGUCUGUGUGCGGAUUUAGUCUCGUACAACUGUGAAGAUUUGAACGAGGGCCUCAUGAGGGACUUCCAGCGAUGCAUAUAUCCACCAGUGUAAAGUUUAUGACACAAUGGUUUAAUACUACCGAAAAUAUUUUGGGAACUUGAGAAACUAUGCAUGUAUUUAUGGAAAGCACUUUGGAAAAAGUAAAUUAAAAAUUUCUUCAAUGGUUCAAUUGAAGAUUUUUUGG